Molecule: messenger RNA, 1104 nt
Organism: Phyllotreta striolata
Lineage: Eukaryota; Metazoa; Arthropoda; Insecta; Coleoptera; Chrysomelidae
Source: the annotation of a GenBank genome assembly
AUGGGAAGCACGCAGUCGGCGUUGAAUUUCGGCGCGGGACCCGCCAAACUGCCACGCGAGGUCCUCGAGGAUGUCCAAAAGGAGUUCCUCUCCUACCAGGACACCGGCAUGAGCCUCAUCGAGAUGAGCCACAGGAGCAAAGAGUACACCAAGAUCAACGCGGACGUCCAAACGGCCGUCAGGGAACUCCUGCAAGUGCCGGACAACUACAAGAUCCUGCUGAUGCAGGGCGGCGGCUGCGGCGCCUUCGCCGCCGUCGCCAUGAACCUGAUCAACCGGACGGGCGCCGCCGAUUACGCGGUGACCGGCACGUGGUCGGCGAAGGCGGCCAAGGAGGCGGCCAAAUACGGCGAGGUGAAUUUGGUGUUUCCCAAGGCCGACAAGCCGGGCAGCAUCCCCGACAGGUCCACGUGGAAGAUGAACCCGCAGGCUUCUUACGUUUACUACUGCGAUAAUGAAACCGUCGACGGUGUCGAAUUUUCCUACAUACCGGAAACCAACGGAGUGCCAUUGGUCAGCGACAUGUCCUCCAGCAUAAUGAGCAAAAAAAUCGACGUAUCCAAGUUCGGCGUCAUAUUCGCCGGCGCCCAGAAGAACAUCGGCCCGUCGGGCGUCGUGGUGGUCAUCAUACGCGAAGACCUCCUGGGGAAUCCCAUGAAAUGCUGCCCGUCCGUCUUCGAUUUCACGCACAUCGCCAAGGAAAACUCCGUACACAACACCCCCGCCACCUUCUCCGUAUACGUCACCGAGAAGGUGUUGCAAUGGAUCAAACGCAACGGCGGCCUCGACGAAAUGGCCAAGCAGUCGCAGGAGAAGAGCGGCCUGCUGUACGGCGCCAUGGUGGCCUCGGGCGGCUUUUAUUCCUGUCCCAUCGACGAGGACUGCAGGAGCAGGAUGAACGUGCCGUUCCGCGUCGGCGGCGGCGACGAGAAGCUCGAAGAGCUGUUCCUGCAGGAGGCCGAGAAGCUGCGCAUGCACCAGCUAAAAGGCCACCGGUCGGUGGGCGGCAUCCGGGCCAGUCUCUACAACGCCGUCACGUUGGCGGACGUGCGGCUUUUGGUCCAGUUCAUGGAGGAGUUCCAGAAACGCCACGCCAAACAAUAG